CAAAUCAAACCAGUUUCACUCCGCUCACAGCCGCGGAGAGUAUACAGUGUAGCUCAUUUAUGCUUAAAACUCAAUCGUGUACAACAAAUUGUGAUUAAAAAUUAAAUACGUAAAACAAAGCAUAAAGUGCAUCGUAAAACACAAAAAGAUGGCGGCGGGAUUUAUUGUUUUUAUGUGCAUUGUUGUCGCUAGCAAAGGUAUUGAUAUAAACAGCCUAAAGCUAGAACAGGUUGUUAUGUUAGGCCGGCACAAUGUGCGCACGCCUUUAACUGAAGGCUUAGAGAUGUACUCAUCGAAACCAUGGCCGAAAUGGAACAGCACAGCUGGAGUAUUGACCGAAAAAGGACUACGUUUUGAAGGAUAUAUAGCCGAUUAUAUUUCCCAGUGGCUUGACAGUGAAGAUUUUUUUGAAGGGUGCCCACAAAAAGAUGACGUGCUAAUCUACGCGAACACGAAAUCCAGGACCUUGGAAUCAGCGAGGGCGUUCGCUGAAUCAGCGUUUUAUAAUUGUAAUAUCAGUGUGCAACAUUACGCAAAUUUAAGCCAGUUUGACCCACUCUUCCUACCAGUAUUCCACAAUAAAACGGAAGCGUUUAAGAAGCAGAUAGCUGAAGAAAUGAAGAGACAUCUAUCAGAAAUGAACCUGACCGAGUCCUACGCCGAACUGGGGAGGAUAUUAAACAUUGAGGAAGCAGAUAUAUGUAAAAAACUGUUCUUGUGUGAUCUAAAUAGUCAACAGACUGAAAUAGUCCUCGAAGAAGGUGAAGAACCCAAUGUAAAUGGACCACUAUACAUAGCGAAUGCGGUGGUGGACGCGUUCAUUAUGAGCUAUUAUGAAGGAAGACCAAUGACCGAAGUAGCAUGGGGCCAGAUCGAGACAGAUCGACAAUGGGACUUACUAGCAAAAAUCAUCACUGAAAAUCAGAACAUAAGGUUUAAAUUAGAAAGUGGCGCAAAAGACAUAGCAAGUCCACUCCUAAGGUAUAUGUUUAAUAUCUUCAACGAUGGAAAGCCAAAAUUCGCUCUCCUCGUAGGACACGAUUCCAAUUUGAAUUCCGUGUUGACUGCGUUAGAAUUUAAGCCGUUUGAAAGGAAACUUCAAUUUGAACCUUACCCAAUUGGUGGGAAGAUUGUUUUUCAAAAGUACAGCGAUAAGAUGGGCCAGUAUUUGAAGGUUGAGUACAUAUAUCCUACUACCAAACAGUUGAGGGGUGGUGACGAACUGUCGUCAAAUAAUGAACCACAGCGAAUUAUAUUGGAAUUAAAAGGGUGUCCUAUAUCGCCUACUGGAUAUUGUCCAUGGAGUGAGUUUUUGAAAUUAAAUGAAAUAUUAGAUUACUUAGCUGCUUCAGGUAAGUCAUUUCAUGCGCAACCCAUUACCACCGUGCGCGGGGACCCCUUAUGA
Messenger RNA from Spodoptera litura, 1405 nucleotides. Lineage: Eukaryota; Metazoa; Arthropoda; Insecta; Lepidoptera; Noctuidae. The record is from RefSeq and is a predicted model, not a curated record.